AUGGCUCCCCCAGCCUCCGCCGCUAAGAAAACCGAGUCGAAGUCUGUUGCUCAGCCAGCUGUGAAGAAGCCCAAAGCGUUAGACUCCAUCAACAGUCGUCUCGCUCUCGUCUUUAAAAGUGGUAAGGCCGCCAUAGGGUACCGUCACACACUUCGCACUCUUCGUCGCGGAGGUGCGAAGCUCAUAAUUAUCGCAAGCAAUACUCCUCCUCUGAGAAAAGCGGAGAUAGAAUAUUAUGCCAUGCUAUCAAAGACUGGUGUACACCACUACAACGGCACAAACCACGACCUCGGUACCGCUUGUGGCAAGUAUUUCCGCGUAAGUACUUUGGCUAUCGAGGAUCCAGGAGACUCAGAUAUCAUCCGUUCCAUGCCAAAUGAGUCCUGA
Molecule: messenger RNA, 387 nt
Organism: Echinococcus granulosus
Lineage: Eukaryota; Metazoa; Platyhelminthes; Cestoda; Cyclophyllidea; Taeniidae
Product: 60S ribosomal protein L30
Exons: 3
Coding region: 1-387 (128 amino acids)
Cellular component (GO): cytosolic large ribosomal subunit
Molecular function (GO): RNA binding; structural constituent of ribosome
Source: RefSeq, a predicted model, not a curated record